Molecule: messenger RNA, 1612 nt
Organism: Epinephelus moara (kelp grouper)
Lineage: Eukaryota; Metazoa; Chordata; Actinopteri; Perciformes; Serranidae
Product: phosphatidylinositol 4,5-bisphosphate 3-kinase catalytic subunit alpha isoform-like
Exons: 8
Source: RefSeq, a predicted model, not a curated record
UCAGGGAUGAUGGUCAGUCUCGAGUGUCUCAGAGAAACUCCUCUUAUCAACAUCAAGCAGCAGCUCUUCACUGAGGCCAGGAAGUACCCGCUCUACCACCUGCUGCAGGAGGAGUCGUGCUACAUCUUUGUUGGCGUGACCCAGGAGGCGGAGAGGGAAGAGUUUUAUGAUGAGACGAGGCGGCUUUGUGACCUCCGACUGUUCCACCCCAUCCUGAAGGUUAUCGAGCCGCUGGGCAACCGAGAGGAGAAGAUCCUGAACCGAGAGAUAGGGUUUGCCAUUGGGAUGCCGGUCUGUGAGUUCGAGAUGAUGAAGGACCCUGAGGUUCAGGACUUCCGCCGCUCCAUACUGAGCGUGUGCAGAGAGGCCAUGGAGGAGAGAGAGGGGGGAGGGGCCCACAGCCAGGCGCUCUACGUGUACCCGCCCAACGUGGAGUCCAGCCCCCAGCUCCCCCCCCACAUCUGCAGCAAGCUUGACAAAGGGAGGUUGAUCGUGACCAUCUGGGUUAUCGUGUCUCCGUCCAACUCCAAACAGAAAUACACGCUGAAGGUGAGUCAUGACAGUUUACCUGAGCAGCUCAUAGCAGAGUCUAUCAGGAAGAAGAGCCGAUCCAUGCACCUGUCACCUCAGCAACUCCGCCUCUGUGUCCAGGAGUACCAGGGACAGUACAUCCUCAAGGUGUGUGGCUGUGACGAGUACCUGUUGGAGAAGUAUCCUCUCAGUCAGUACAAGUACAUCCGCUCCUGUAUCAUCGUGGGUCGUCUUCCUCACCUGAUGCUGGUCUCUAAGGACAGUCUCUACUCUCAGCUUCCUGCCUCUGGCUUUGUCACGCCUUCGUACAGUCGGAGGACUCCUCAGCCGUCUCCCUGUCCAGGAGGAGGUGAUGGUUCUCCUCCCCGCUCCCUGUGGGCCUUCAACACUCUGCUGAGGGUCCGCCUGCUCUGUGCCACCUACGUCAACGUCAACAUCAGAGACAUUGACAAGGUUUGUCUCUGGGUGUCCUUGGUCUGUCCUUACGUCUGUUCUCGUGAGACAUCUUCAGUCUAGGUGUGUGCUGUUCAGAGUCCCUGUGUAGACAAGAGGAAGUGUCCCUGCUCUGUCCCUUUAUGGGAGACACUUGUCCCCACAUCAUGUUUAAUAAAAGUCACUGUUUAGAUUUUAAUGUAAUGUUUUGUCUCUCUGUGGUGGUUGUAGCUGCCCUUGGCUUUAUGAAACACGCAGAGAGUCUCCUUUACGGGUGCAACAGUGGAUUUUUAUUCUCCGUCCUCACCAUUUACACCGUGAAACUAAAAAGACAAAUACAGUCAAUUAAAUCCUGUUCAUCAUGCAUCAAUACACAAUAUAAAACACAUGCUCCACAUAGCAGCUAAACAAAUUGGUCACUUUACAAACAUUAUUUAAUGAUUUUAAUAAUACAUUUAUCAAGAGUUAAAAUCAUGAACGCACCUCGCUCUGCUCACCAAGGGUGCAAACUUUAUCUAGCGUCCUCUUUUCCUCCUGUCAAUCUGCCAUUUUGGGCACUAUCACUGCCCGACACAAAAUUAAACACCAAUUAACCAGGAGAUUUAACAAACAAUGAAACAACAAAGACAAAUUUCAACAAAGGCACAAA